AUGCCGGAACUAAUUGACAAGGACAAUGCCGAGUCUCAGCUGCUGCAGGCUCCGCCGGGUCGCCGUGGAGGUAUGCGUGGGAGAGGAGCGUCGGCUGGCGGCCCAUCGACAUCUACUAACAGGAAUCAUCCUUUCAAGCAGCAUCAGCAGCAGUAUGACAAGUCGGCGACUCUCGAUCGAAAGUUCGAUUCCCAGUCGGGGAAUAAAAAUUACACGAAAGAUAAUUUUGUUGAUGACCGGACUCAUCAACGCCCGUCGACUGGCAGUGGUCGUCGUCGGGAUGCUCCUGCGCCAACGGGUGGAGAGGGUCUCAACAAGUUCACAUUGGGUGAUAUUCGUAAGGCUGAAUCGACUAUAGAGAAGAGUUCUAUGACGGUUGGGGAGUAUGUAGAGAAGGUCGCCCGUGGGGAGAUAUCGGGAGACGCGAGCCCUGCCAAGAGGGGUGGACUAGCGAUGAAUAGUAUCUUUGAUCAAGUCUCGACGGGGAAAGGAAGCAAUAGGAUGUCUGAAUGGUUGAAGCCGCGAAAAGAGCAGCCUGCUGGAAUUGAUAUAGCGGAGCAGCGAAAAUUGAAGGACGGCUUGCCCAAGGGAGCUGUAACGCUUGAAGAGCUUGAAAGAGGUGCCAAGCCUGCGCCUGUAGCUGCGAGGGACUCUGGGGACGGUAGUAAUGAUGCUGGUCGGGCCCUGCUGGCAAUGAUCGGUGGUGGUGGAGGAGGAGGAGUAUCGACUAGCAGCAAUGGGAGAGAUAACUCUAAUGAGCAGUCGGGCAUGGGUAAUGUGCAUGAUGAAACACUGAGGAUCUUGCGGGAGCAGCAGCGACUGAGGUCUCAACAACAACAACACGGACAUCGGGAGAAUGCUGAUAAAGCGGAACAGAUGAAGCGUCUACAGAGGCAACUAGCUCAGGUCAGAACGAAAGGUCAAGUCUCCCCUACUUCCUCGGGCAACAACCAGCAUGUGUCACCGAGAAGGGGGAGUGGUGAUAUGAGCAGGGCGGCUGACAGUGCUUAUGGUCCUAAUCAAGCCACUCAUUACGCAGCUCAGCACAGGGCUGCUCUCAGUCAAGGAUCCAGAGGAGUCGGUAACAUGCCAGCAUCAGCAGCAGUGAUACCCCCUCCGCCGAUGGGCGUAUACGGCCGUCCGGCUCCUCCUGUGUAUGGCGGGAUGCUCAAUCGACCUCAGCAGAGUCGGCAAGAAGAAAUGCAAAUGUUGUUACAGCAGUUACAGCAACAACAGAUGCGUCAAGAGCAGCAAUACGACCCGCACCAGAUGGCUCGUCGUCAGCAACAUCAGCAAAUGGCUGCAACAGCCGCGGCAGCCGCUGCUGCUACUAGAGGCCAGCGAGGAGGCUUCCAACCACAACAGCCGAAAAUCGUUGUAGAUGAGAUGCCUCUCCCAUCGGGUCUACUGAUAUCCUCCCGUGUCGCAUUGAAAUCGACAUCGUCGUUUUCGUCGGUCCUGCAGCAGUUCGCUCGGACAGCCGUGAGUAAGGAGAAGGGUGGUAUUAGUGGAGCUUGGACACAGCUGAUGGAUCCAUUGCCUCAGCGAGGGGAGACCAAUAUGGCGAGGGGAGAGAAGCUUGGAGAGGUGGACCUGAAGUGGCUAGAAGAGUUAAAGAAACGCCGGUCGGUGGAUUCCUCGCCUGCCAGCCGUGGCGAUGAUGGCGGCAGCGCUGGGCAAAGGGAAGAAGUUGAGUUGGAAAGUGAACCCUGGGUUCAACAAACACUCGAGGAAACGAAUGUUAGGGCUGGAGAAAUGGGCCUGUUCGCAUAUCCUGCCGCUAGCAGUAGAUGGACCCGCUUCCCUCUGGCAUCGAUGGGAAUGCUAUUGGCCGUGUUGGGGGUCUCUGCUGAGUUGUCGUACAUGAUGACUAAGCAAGGUGAGGAAGGCGAUGAGCUGACGAUGACCUCGAUAAGGAAUAGAGCUGAGAGAGCUGUUGAUUAUGUGUAUACAAUGGCUGUAGAGAAGGAUGACAACUUGAAAGUAGUCGAUGGCGCGCUCACGUCUCUUGUGACGUGUUCGUUGUUGCAUCCGGAAGGAGACAGUUCUCGGGCAUCCAGACUCGUUAGUGGGGCUCUUCUACUUACUACGGGGGCCAUCAUGGAGCGACUAUAUGGUCCUGUUAGAUACCUCGGCGUAGUGACGGCAGUAACGGCUAUAAGUAACUUUGUUGGUCUGCAAUUGAGUGGGACAGAGCUCCCCCUCCUUGGCUCGUCUCCUGCUGUAUUCUUUGGUGCGGGUUACCUAGGCAUGCUCCGGCCUUUCUCGAUGUGGGCUUGUCUACCCAACAUCCCUAUCCCUUGCCUUUGGCUCAUGGCUCCUAUCACUGUCAGCCUCACCACUCGGGCGUGGUAA
Molecule: messenger RNA, 2355 nt
Organism: Perkinsus marinus ATCC 50983
Lineage: Eukaryota; Perkinsozoa; Perkinsida; Perkinsidae
Exons: 17
Coding region: 1-2355 (784 amino acids)
Source: RefSeq, a predicted model, not a curated record